This is a messenger RNA of Hansenula ciferrii, 5739 nucleotides long. RefSeq names its product guanine nucleotide exchange factor DCK1 (gene DCK1). Bases 1 to 5739 code for a protein of 1912 amino acids. Gene Ontology annotation, biological process: small GTPase-mediated signal transduction. The transcript has a single exon. NCBI's taxonomy places the organism in Eukaryota, Fungi, Ascomycota, Saccharomycetes, Phaffomycetales, Wickerhamomycetaceae. The record is from RefSeq and is a predicted model, not a curated record. Gene Ontology annotation, molecular function: guanyl-nucleotide exchange factor activity; small GTPase binding. Gene Ontology annotation, cellular component: cytoplasm; plasma membrane.
AUGUCUGAAAUGAAUGGUAACUCUGAUCAUAAAGAUGAGAUUCAAUGGUCUCCUCUACCCAUGCUGGCUCAUGGGAAAGUUAUCAAACCAUUCUUACCAUUAGACAAAUUUCCAAGUUUAAAAUUAUCAGCUUUUUAUAAGAAUUUGUACCCUGGAGAUGAAGUGUUCUUAUUUGAAACCAAUAAUACAUCAAAUUGGGCUAGAGGUUAUCUUAUUGUCCAACCACUACCUUCAGAUUUCAUUGAAAAAUCAAGUGAUUUGGAUAAAUUACCAGAGCAGAGAGUUAGUGUUGUUAUUGUUCCAUUGACACAUAUUCAUAUAAUGGAUAGAUUGGCUAUGACUUCAAAUUUUGCUGCUCCAUCACCAAAUGAUUUUGAAUAUGGACAAAGUUCAAUCCCAAGUAUUCAUGACUUACAAUUAUCCAAUACAAAAGCAAGAAAUGGUGAUUUACAAGAUGAAAGUGCAAAUAUAAAAUUGAAACCGCCUUUACCCUUGGUUAGAUUAGAUUCUGGUGAUCUUUUGGAUGAACUGGUCCCAUCAUUAUCUUUAUUAGCUUCACAUAUUUAUUCGUUCUAUUCUGUUGGUGAAUACGCUUUAUUUAAGAAACUUUAUGAAUCAUUUGACGAACUAAAUAAUUUAAGAAUCAAAUUAACUUAUAAUUUAUUAACAAGAGCUGAAAAGGCACAAGCUAAACAACAAGUUUCAUUAUUAUUAUCAAAUAUCUCCAAAUUUUUAUCAUCAAAAGGUGCAAGCAAGUUUCAUCAAAACUCAAGUGCCCAAUUAAAACAUGAUUCUUCAGGUUAUCAAUCUGUCACAGCAAGAGAUGUCAAUUCUGGAGAACUUUAUGAUUACUGGAGUACUGAUUUGGCAAAACAACCAAUUCCAAAAAUCAUUGCUGCAAAUCAAUUAGCCGCUACAUUAUCACCAAAUUUCCCAGUAACAAAUAACUUGGAAGAAGAAUUAAAACCAAAGAAAAUCACCAAAUUUAAUAAAGUUACACCUUCACAAAUAUUGGUCGAUUUCAAAGAUGUUAGUGGUACUUCAACAUUGAACCCUAAAGGGUUUUCUGGUAUGACAGCAUAUUUAUAUUUGAGAACUUCUAAAAGAAGAUUAACUGAAGCCUUUGCCAUUCAUAUAAAUUCAUCUUCAGCUUUCUCUUUAGAUAAAAUCUCUGCCGCUCUAUUUAGAAAUAUCCCAGGUACUGAAGUUGAUACAAGUAGAAUUUAUUUGGUUGCCAUAAUUACUGAAGAAAUUGAUACCACAAAAUAUGGCGAAGUUAGUGAAAGUACUAUAAAAAUGGUUAGAAAAGGUAUAGCUGCUGGUGUUGCUGAUAUCUCAAGAAUCUUUUCAAGACAUACUGGUGCUUUAAAAACUGGUGAAUCACAUCAAUUCACUAUCAAAUUAUUUGGUUCAUAUGUCAAUAAAACUGAUAAUACUACUUUAGAUCCAAAAAAUAUGAAUUUUGGUUGGGGUGAAUUAAUUGAUAGAGUCAUUUCAGGUUCUAAAAAAGGUGUUGCAGUUAAUCCAAGAGCUGAAAAAUUAGUUGUUUCUAUUAAAGAAUUUAAAGGUGAUUUACAAACGGUUGCAUCAGAUUUUGACUCAAACAUCAAAACUCCAAUUUAUCAAAUUAGAACAAAUUUCUUUGAUCCGUUGGUUAAAGCACAUGAUAGAAUUUAUUUAUCAAUGGGUAAAGUUAAUUUAACAUUUAACUCAACUCCAUUCCCAGGUGAUUUGAUAUCUAUUAGAUUGGUCAAUACAAAUUCAAAUUCAAAAGUUGUUAUUUCUAAAGCUACAAAUGAUAUUCCAACUAAUAGUUGGGAUUUUACAUCUGUUCAUUCAAAUGAAGUAGUUGGGGAAUCAAUAAAAAUUAGUGGAUUAGAAAAUGCAGGUGAAAAUGAAUCAUUGAAAUUACAUUUAUAUGUUAAUUUUGAAUUCAAAGCUGAAGCUGACUUGUUAGUCACUAAUAAAGGUCUUGUUCAUGAACAGAAUAAGAGUCAACUAAUCUUAUUUAAAAAUGGCCCCCAAACUAUUGCAUCUGUUGAAGUUGACACUCGUUAUGUUGGUAAAGCUUUUAAUGUUGAAAGUGCAUUCCAGCAUAUAUUGGCUUGGAAAAGGUUAUAUUCAUUACCUGAACAUGAAGAUAGGUUAAUUGAUACUUUAAAACUAUUGAAUCAAACUUCUUUAGAUCAAUCAAUCAAAUAUUUCAAAGAGUUAUUGGUCAAUUUAUUACAAAUAUUCAGUGCUUCUACAAAAUCAAAUCUGACCAAAUUGAAAACUGCUUCAUUUUAUGCAUUUAUUCAUUUAUUAGAUGUUGUUAUUGCAAGACAAGAACAAUACACUUAUUUAUAUCAUGAAUUUGUUGAAGAACAUUCAAAUACUGAUAGUAUUUUACCAAAAGUUGGUGCUGAUUUGAUAUUUAUGACUGCUUCCUAUUUUGGUAAAGCAAGUACUGAAUGGAAUUAUGUUGGUAGAACAUUAUGUCGUAUUUCACCAUUAUUAUUGAAAAUUUCAAUCUUAGCAUUAGAUCCGAAUGAUGUCAAAGAUUUCCAAAUUGCAUGGAGAGCAUUAGCUCAAGUUCUAGAUGAAUUUUUGUUGCUAAGAAUUGAAUCCAUGAUCCCUGAUCAAUUAUUAGUCUUGGAAUAUACUGAUCUAUUAUUAGAGAAACUGAGAGGUUUAUUCCCAGAGAGUGAAGUUGCACAAUUUGGUAUCAAUAUGAUCAAUGCAGUUGGUACAAGAGGUUUAGGCGCAGCUACUGAUGAAAACAUUAAAUUGAAAGCUAAAGAAACAAAGAUUUUCAUCACAAAACUUUUGUUAAUUCGUCGUUUGUUGAAUAGUUGGAUUUUUGAAAGUGCUGAAUUUCAAUCCACAACUGAAAGGUUCUAUAUUUGUGCAAUUAAUUGGGCUAUUGAAGCUUAUGAUGAUGGUACUACAGAUCUUGAUGUUUUGAGAUUAGCAAACUCGUGUCUUGUUUCGGUUUGUCAUAUUGCUUGGGGUGUCAUUGUAAAUAAGGAUGAAAAGAAUUAUAUUUUCCCAAGAAGUGUUUCAAGAUUAUUAUUAGCAAUUGCAGAAUUAUUCCAUAAAGUUCAUCAAUUUGCAAGAACUAACAAUUUAUUUGAACCUAAAAGAACGUAUACCCAAUUAUUUCCAAACUGUUACCCAUUUGCUGAAUUAAUCAUGGAUUCUGUUCUUAACGAUGUGACUGUUGUGGAAAUUUUGGUUGAAUUAGGUGUUAUUUAUGCAUUCAUUACCAAAAUUUCAAAAAAUAUUGCUUCUAAUUCCCAAGGUUUUGUUUCUAUUUUGGAAGCAUCACAAAAUGAUACAAUGUUUAAUUCAUCCAAACACUUCAUUAGCUCAUUCAGUAAAGAAGAUUUGUUGCUAAUCAUUCAGACUAAUAGAUUAUUGAUUCAAUCUAAAUUUUUCCCUUCAGAAAAAUGGAUUUCUCUUCAUGCAUUAUUAAUUGAAAGUACAACAAGCUCUUCAGAAUUAAUCAAAUUUAUUUUGAUUAGAGAUCAUAUCCCAUCAGCAACAAAUCCAGAUACAUUUGAUAGAUCAUUAUGGAGUAAAUAUUUGAAAUCAUUAUUGGCCAUGUCUUCAUCAAUGCCAGCAUCUAUUUGUCAUUUGGCUGAAGUUCCAAGAAAAGCUGCUUGGAAAAUCACAGGUGAUAUCCGUGGUAGAUGUGCUUCCAUAAUUAAUCAAUCAUGGGAUUGUCUAGGUUGGGACUCUUUGAAGAGAGAUUAUGUUCGUUUCCAUGUGAAGAAGAACUCUGGUUAUCAUGUUGAAUUUAUCCAAGAAGAUUAUGGUAUUUUGGAAGAAUUGAUGGUUUUCUGUUUACAAAGAAAUGCACAAUGUCAAAUUGUUGGUGUCAAAAUUUUAUGGACCAUCAUUAUUGCUGAACUAUUGGUUCAAGAAACAAGUGAUGAACCUGUUCACAAUAAAUUAGCAGCUGUUGAAAAAGGUUGUAUGAUUGGGUUGGAUAAAUUCUUCAAAUCUGAAAGGUAUAUUCCUGGUUUAUAUGAACAAAGAAAUUUUAUCAAGAGAUUAAAAAUGGUUAUUAGGUUAGAUCCUGAAGAUGAAUCGUUUACAGAUGUUUAUUCAUUCAUUCAAAAUUUAAGUGAGUUCUUAGAUAUUCAAAAUGAUUUAACAUCUGUUCCAAAAGGUGAUGAAUUUGAUGAUGAAAGAACUUUCCAUGAUUUAGAUAUCUUACGUCAUUUGAUGCGUGUUAAUAAUGCAAAGAAAUUCCAUGCUUCAUUAGAUGAUCUUUAUGAAAGAAAUAUUUCAAAAAGCAACUUUACUCAAGCUGCUUUGUGUCUAGAGUUAUUAGCUUCAACUUAUGACUGGGAUGUUGAAGAAGAACUGCCAAUUUCUAUUAAACCAAGAUUGCCAGCACAAACUGCAUUUGAAAGAAAAGAAUUUUUAUAUAAAAUGAUUGCUUCAAAUUUGAUCAAAGGUUCUAAAUUAGAAAAAGCUGUUCUAAUUUAUAAAGAACUUGCUGAAGUAUAUGAUAAGAUUAAUUUCAAUUUGAAAGGUUUAUCCUUUGUUCAUAAUAGAUUAUCAGACUUGUAUUUGGAUUUAACUACUGCUGAUAGAUCAACUCCAACUUAUUUCAAAGUUUCCUUCAUCGGUUACGGGUUCCCAAAAACUGUUAGAGGUAGAAGCUUUAUCUAUGAGGGUUUGACUUUUGAGCAUAUCAAUUCUAUUCAUAAUAGAUUAUUAAGAUUACAUACAGGUGCUAAGAUUAUUUCAAAUGAUGAUGAAGCAAAUUAUUUAAUUCAAAAUACACCAAAUGGUAAAUUUUUACAUAUUGUUACUGUGAAACCACAAGUUGAUUUCCAAAGUAAUCAUGGUAAUUUAUCAAGUGCUGCUAGAUUGUAUAUGGAGAACAAAGAUUUGAAAUACUUUACAACUUCUAAAAGAUUACAAAAAUCAACGUCUGUCUUGGAUUUAUGGGUUGAAGAAACAACAUAUGAAACUUUCAAUACAUUCCCAACAUUAAUGAACAGAAGUGAAAUUGUUGCAGUUGAAAACACUAAAUUAUCACCAAUCCAUAAUGCAUUGAGAACAUUAAGUGCUAAAACACAAGAUCUUGUUAAUGCAGAAAUUAGUGCACAAAAAUCAUUGAGAGAUCGUGAAAAUAAAUCAACAAGUUUCAAUGAAUUAUCAAGAAACUUAUCAGGUACCGUUGAUGCUCCAGUCAAUGGUGGUAUUGCACAAUAUAGAGAAUUUUUCAAUGUUGAGGUUGAUCCUGAAGAUGAGGAGCUAGAGAAUGACUUGAGUGUUUUGAAGAGUGCUUUUGAUAACUUAGCAAUCUGUAUUUCACGUUGUUUAGUUGUUCAUGGUAAAUUAGUUCCAGAAUCUUUGAAAGAAUCACAUGUUGUUUUAAUUGAUUUAUUUGAGAAAAACUUUAAAGGUGAGAUUAAAAGAACUCACAUUGAUGUUGCUGAAUUAAGACGUUCAAUUCCGAAGGCAUCAGCUUCACCAUAUUCAGCAGGUAGUUCAACAAACUCAAGUGUUAGUACAUUUAAGGUGAAUCAAACACCACAACAACCACAAACACAUGCUGCAUCACAAAGAAUUCCAUCAACUAUCUCAGUCAAUACUUCCACUGGUUCAACUUUAACUAGAGUUGCAUCUGGUUCAUCUGAAAAAUCAAGUUCAAGAAUGUCCCAAGUUACAACUGGGAGUGGGGGUAGAAAAAGAUCAAUCUUGAACUGGAGACAAUCUCGUCAAGAGGCGCCAUGA